Drosophila miranda is the source of this 4368-nucleotide messenger RNA. It is a transcript of the gene Ptpmeg2, whose product is annotated as tyrosine-protein phosphatase non-receptor type 9. Gene Ontology annotation, molecular function: protein tyrosine phosphatase activity. Gene Ontology annotation, biological process: protein dephosphorylation. Lineage: Eukaryota; Metazoa; Arthropoda; Insecta; Diptera; Drosophilidae. The transcript is spliced from 8 exons. The coding region runs from base 255 to 2837 and encodes 860 amino acids. The record is from RefSeq and is a predicted model, not a curated record.
GGCGAUGUUGUUUGUGCCGUUGUUUCAUUGUUGUUUCGGUCGUCGCGUGUUCAUCUCUCUCUCGUGUCUUUUUCUUUUUCGGGGACCAUCACGCGCCCUCUUUGGUUUCACGUUUUCCACUCACGGGAGGAGAGAGCAUGGCAAUAUGUUCUAGUUAUUAAAUAUAUCCAAUUUUAUUUAUUUAUUUCACUGUGCUGGUGCGUGUGUGAUCAGUGUCUCGUGUGUGUGUGUGUGCCUAUGUAAAAUGUAGCAAAAUGCAGCGACGCCAGCAGAACAAGUACCAGCGGGAAUCUAACGACGAUUGCAGUGACAGCAAUAACAACAACAGCAGGAGCAGCAGAAACAACGGCUGUCAUCAGCGCCUCUUCCUGUGCUUUGCCAAGGCUGUGCAACAAUUCAUAGAUCUCUGCAACAAUCUUUGUGCCACAGCAGCAGCCACAGCAGCAGCAGCAGGGACUUUGACAGCAUCCACAUCCACGUUAUCAGCAGCCUCUGCUUCUGUCUCUGCCUCCUCCACAGCCUCCGCCAGCGGCACACAGCCGCCCCUGGCCUUUACAGCGCCACCAACGGAAGCUGCCACAGCAGGAGCGAUAGCAGGAGGAGGAGUAGGGCCAGUACCCAUCUUCAGGCGACACAUUUCACACACCACAGCCGUCAAGUUUUUGUACGCCCGUAAAUUCGAUAUACCACGAGCCGUGUCGCUCUACGAACAGCAUGAGCAGAUCCGCCAGAAGGAGUAUCUCUACAACAUCGAUCCGGAUGUGGAGCCGCUGCGCUCCGAGCUGCAGACUGGAAAAUUUACAAUCCUCCCCGCCCGGACCUCCAGCGGAGCGGCGAUUGCCUUGUUCACCGCCAAUCGACACAGUCCGUUGAGCGUGGGCCAUACGACGACGCUGCAGGGGAUCGUUUAUCAACUGGACAGCGCCCUGCAGGACACGGAGACGCAGCGUGCGGGACUGGUGUUUAUCUACGACAUGAGCGGCUCCAAGUAUUCAAACUUUGACUACGACCUCUCACAGAAGAUACUCACCCUGCUAAAGGGUGGCUAUCCGGCGCGUCUGAAGAAAGUCCUGAUCGUGACGGCGCCGCUGUGGUUCAAGGCCCCCUUCAAGAUCCUGCGCCUGUUCGUGCGCGAGAAGCUGCGCGAACGGGUGUUCACUGUAUCGGUGCCGCAGUUGGGCCUGCACGUGCCGCGCAAGGCGCUGCCCCUGCAUCUGGGCGGCACGCUGGAAAUCGAUCACGCCACAUGGUUGCUGAGUUGCCGCCAAUCGAUGACGAAUCGUGAGGACGAACUGCUUGCCAAUAUCACAGUGGGCACAGUCACUGGAGUCACCGGAGUCGCUGGAGUCACAGGUGCGGCAGCUGUGGCAGCAACCACCAAUGGCAGUAGCAGUGGCAGUGGCACCGGCAGUGGAACUGCUGCUGCUGCUGCAGCUGCAACCAUCAUAAGCGCCGUCCAUCAGCUGGCGGACAACAACACCACCGUGGUGACUGUCAGCAACGGUGAGGCCAGCAACGAUGCCACCUCUGGGGGCAGCAUAGAGCCCAACGAGAACAUCACAAUCAAUGGCCUGAGUCCCAGUCAUCGCGGCAGCGGCAGUGCUGCCACUGGUGGCGGUGGCAGUGCUGCCCCUGGCACAUCACCCCUCAAGCUCAACACCAGCGGCGUUCCCUUGGACGGCGGUGGCGUCCCCAAAGCCACCACAGGCUUGGGAGCCCCCACUGCGACAGGACCAGGAGCUGGCACUGUGGCAGGAUUGGCGGUACGGGCCACAGGCGGCGGCCCGGGUGCUGAGGCCACCAAUGGCGGAGAGUUCUGGUCGGAGAAUCCACCCAGCAGCGCCUCGUCGGGCUUCAGCGACGACGACAGUCUGGCCGGCCAGGAGGGCGAUCCCAAGCCCAUCGAGCAGAUUGUGCAGAUGGUGAUGCAGCGGGGACGCCACGGACUGGUGAAGGAGUAUACGGACAUUAGGAACAGGACGCCCGACGGCACGUUCCUACAUGCGCGAAUGCGCGCCAACCUGACCAAAAACCGAUACACAGAUGUCCUCUGCUUCGAUCACAGUCGAGUGGUGCUGGCACAGGAGGACGGCGUCGAGGAGCUGUCCGAUUACAUAAAUGCGAAUUUUGUCGAUGGCUACAAACAGAAGAAUGCAUAUAUUUCAACUCAAGGUCCAUUACCAAAGACAUCCCAUGACUUUUGGCGCAUGAUCUGGGAGCAACAUUGUUUAGUUAUAGUGAUGACAACGCGCGUGAUGGAGCGCGGGCGUGUGAAAUGCGGCCAGUACUGGGAGCCGACUGAAGAUAGUUCCUUAGAGUACGGCGACUUCCAUGUGCGAACAAUUAGCGUUGAGUGCAACGAGGACUAUACGGUUGCCUCGUUGGAAUUGAGAAACAUAAAGACUGACGAAAUUCGCAAUGUCUCACAUUGGCAGUUCACCAGCUGGCCGGAUUACGGUGUUCCCAGCUCGGCCAUGGCCGUGCUGAACUUUCUCCAGAAGGUGCGCGACAAGCAGGCGGAGCUCGUCGAAGCUUUGGGCGACACCUGGGCGGGACAUGCGCGCGGUCCACCAAUUGUGGUGCACUGCAGCGCCGGCAUCGGGCGUACAGGAACAUUCAUCACCUUGGACAUUUGCAUAUCGCGUCUAGAGGAUGUGGGAACGGCGGAUAUACGCGGCACCGUUGAGAAGAUACGCUCGCAGCGCGCCUACUCCAUCCAAAUGCCCGAUCAGUAUGUGUUCUGCCAUCUGGCCCUCAUCGAGUACGCCUACUCGCGCGGCAUGCUCCAGACGGUCGAUCUGGCAGGCUUCGAUGAGCGCGAACCGGACUCGGAGUAGAGGACGUCGCAGGUCCUCUUCGAGAAGGAGCAACAAAUAGCAAAUAGAGGGGGAGCAGGAGGAGUAUAGAUGAGAGGAACUAAGUAAAGAACGGAAUGGAGCCGAGCGGAACGGAACGGAACGACGGACAAACACACACACAUUGUAUACAGAUUAAUUUUAUGCUUAUAUUCUUCCAAAUUCGGAAUUGUAAUUAUUUUGUUCGUUCGUACUUCGAUGUUUGUCCUGAAAAUAUGUGAAAAUAGGAGAAAGGAUUGCAAGGAAGAGAGAGGAAGAGCGAAAGAGCGGAAGAGGAGUAGAAAGAGUAGAGUAACCAAUUUACGUUAAUGGACUAUAAUUUUUUUUUUAUUAUUAUUAUUGAAAUUAUUAUUAUUAUUAUGACAUACCAAUGCUAUAGCCGAUGUAUAGCGAAAACACACACACAUUUAUAAAUAUAUACAUACAUUAUUUAAAUUAAAUUUAAACUAAAUGAAAAUGAAACAACAAAUAGCUAAAAAUAAAGAAGAAACAAUUAUAAACUAAACAAAGAAAAAAACAGCAGCAUAAGCAAACGAAACAAAAACAAAAACCAAGAAAAUGAAUCAACAGGAAGGAGAAAUGUGAGAAGAGAAAGUUAACUAAACUGUGGAUCAGAUGCAAUGAGACGAAAUGAGAUGAGUGGAGAGGAGUGGUGUGAAGUGGAGUGGAGGCAUGCGAGAGAGUACAACGAAGGGAAGGCAAAGGACGCGAGUAGACCAGCCACCAUGCAAAGCAAAACCGUCCGGAGUAAAGGGCAAACGGAUAGUCAAUGCGGAAAUUGAAAUUUAAAUGGAAAUUGAAAUCGAAUCGGAGAGAAGAUAAAAGAGCGUGCUAACAAUUUCCUACAAUCAACUAUGAAGCACCCAAAGGAGCAGCAUAUAACUUAUACACACCUAUAUAGCAUACGGCAUAUGUACGAGUAUGUGCUUAGAUCUAUGUCCUAUACAGCAUAUACAUAGAUACGAUAUAUAUACGAUAUACACAUAUGUAUAGAGCAGAUUUAAGCAUUGUUGUACAAUGUUGUCGCAAACCCCAAGACCCAGAUGGCGCCAAAAGAAAACAGGAACGCAAUCCUCCAAUCCUCCUUUUCCCACAUACCCCCCUCCAGGUCCCCCAAAUAGCUGCUAAAUGUGUAUUCUUUUUCUAAUUUAAAAUUAAUUAUUUUUUACAACAAAACAUUUAUAUAAAAAGAAAAUUACAACUUAAAUUGUAAAUUACAGGCGAGUUUGUAGUGAAUUUUACUAAAAAAAAAAAAAAAAACAAUUUACCAACUAAAGAAAACACACACAAAAUAAGAGAGAAACACGUUUCGCAUAUGAACAAAAGAGCAGAAAAUAUAAAGAAUUUUGCCCAACUUUCCUACGCUUUUCAUAUGCCAAGUGGAUCCGCAAUCCGUGAUCCGUGAUCUGAAUCCGAUGAAAGUAAGAGCGGAGACGGAUGCGGAACAAUAUUGAAAUAAAGGGAAAAGAAACCAAAAACAUAUUUUGUAUUACUUUUUUAAAUAACAAACAAA